AAAGAAAAGGGCGAAACUGAAUUUAUGUGAUGACUUAAGGGGCCAAAUUGAACCUUAUUCGCCGAGAAUUUUGCUCUUCUUCUUCAGACUUUAGUUUGUUGCUAAGAGGAAAUUAAAAUUAGUGACUUGGGAGUGGAAAUGUACAGUUGUGGAAGUGCAAGUGAAACCCUGCAAUGGAUAAACGCCAUUAUCGAAUUCAUAAAACCUUACUUGAAUUCGAUCAUAAACGCUCAUGUUGUCAAUUUCUUCAACGACAAACUUUGGGAAUCCAUUGAUCAACAAUGGAUUCAUUGCCUCCGUCAUGAACCUCUUCAAAAUCUUCUCCUUCUUCCCUCUGGUGUCUUUCAGGACCACUGGCCUCCUUCUCUUAAAGAAUUUGUAAUGAGCAUGAGGUCUCUCAUGUUUUCUCGAGAGCAGGUGGACUUGGCAAAGGUGUUGCCUGGACUGAACAUCACAUCGCUUAAUACUGUUCUUUCGCAAGGCAUGAAUAUGAAGAAAAAGCAUGAAGUAGAAGUUCUUUCCGCUGUUGUUAGUUCUAUUGCAAACAGUGUGAGUGCUCAAACAAUUGUUGAUGUUGGUGCUGGCCAGGGUUAUCUUGCACAAGUUCUUUCCUUCCAGUAUAAUCAUUCUGUAGUUGCUAUUGACGCUUCUUCUCAUCAUGGAAAGGUAACAGACGCACGUGCAGAACGGAUAAAGAAACAUUAUGCAGCUCAGAUGCGUAAAUCUGGUUCAGGAAACUCAGUUCCCAAUGUACCUAAGACAAUUACAUGCCGUAUUAUGUCCAACGACAUGUUGAAAGCAUUGACUAACAUGUCAGUUAAUGUGGAUGAAGUCGAGCAGCCCAAACUGAGUAAGCAAGAUUCGGAUGAUAAGACUUCAUUUGUACUUGCUGGAUUACAUGCUUGUGGUGAUCUUUCAGUAACAAUGCUGAAGACCUUUUUGGAGUGUAAAGAGGUCAAAGCAGUUGUUAGCAUUGGGUGCUGCUACAACUUGCUAUCAGAAGAAUGUUUGGAUGCUGCUGAUUCUCAUUGUGGUUUUCCAAUGAGUUCUGGUGUUAAGUCUGCAGGCAUAUCACUUGGGAAGAAUUCACGUGAUCUUGCUUGUCAGAGUGCGGACAGAUGGCGAAGUCUCGACAAAGAUGUUGGUCUUCAAAAUUUUGAGUUGCAUGCUUUUCGUGCUGUAUUUCAGAUGGUGCUUUGUAGAUAUUAUCCAGAUAUCAUCAAAGAAAGCCCCUCCAUUGGGCGCCAAGGAAAGGCCACUCGUCGUCAGCAUCAAAGAAGGGUCCUGCAUUCUGCUCUACGUUGUGGAAAAAAUGAUCUUUCAACUCUACCUCAUAGUACUUCUAAUUUGGAAGAAAGCUGUCUCUCUAUUCAGCCUACAGAGCCUAAAUUUGAUGACAAUUCAGCCUCGGAGUUGGGACUAGAUGCCUCAUUGUGCAAGGGGAUUAUGAGAUGCAAAGAAAAUGCUUCUGUUGACAAAUAUUUACUAUUUGAGAAAUUCAGUUUUGCUGGACUUUCUCGCCUUGGUCUCAAACCUUUGCCGGAUAUAGAUUUUCAUGAAAUAUGGAAGGAAGCUGAACCUUUUGCUGAGCUUAUAGGAGCAUAUUGGUCUCUCCGAGCUGCUUUUGGUCCCAUUCUUGAGACUCUUCUUCUGCUUGAUAGAUUAUUAUUCCUCCAGGAGCAAGGCAGUUUACUUGAAGCAAUGAUGGUCCCCAUUUUUAAUCCUGUAUUAUCGCCACGAAACGUGGCCAUAAUUGCUAAAAGAACUUGAUCUAGGGGUAUAGCAACAUUGCAUGAGGAAUGGUGACGAUAACAAACCUAUCCUCCCCCUUUGCACUUGCUUAAUACUACUGAUUGACGCACCCUAUACAAACAGGAGCAUAUAGGACUUAUUCGGUCUCUUGCCCCGCUCGAAUAGCACUUCUGCUUCAUCGAUUAUUCUUUUGCCAGCCGCAAGAUCCAGCGGUAUCGCGAAGAACUCGACCAUAAAUGCCAGCACUAUCUAUCCUAACUAAAUUGUUUUAUUCACUUGUUUUUUUGACUUGUAUUUUUUGAAUUGGUUCAGAACAUGUAGCAAUGCGAAUUUCUUUAGUAGUGCAGAUCGAAAUUUCGUCUUUCAGUCUGAUAAAUUUUCAGUUCAUGAUAUUUCUAUAAGCCCUUUACAUUUUUGAUGUUGCCCGGUGAAUUUGAUGCUAAUUUAUGUUGAAAAUUAAUGUGAUUGUAUUGGUGCCAAAAUCUUUAUGCA
Molecule: messenger RNA, 2244 nt
Organism: Ricinus communis (castor bean)
Lineage: Eukaryota; Viridiplantae; Streptophyta; Magnoliopsida; Malpighiales; Euphorbiaceae
Product: methyltransferase-like protein 25B
Exons: 11
Coding region: 139-1770 (543 amino acids)
Source: RefSeq, a predicted model, not a curated record